This is a messenger RNA of Lolium rigidum, 770 nucleotides long. RefSeq names its product zinc finger protein 36-like. NCBI's taxonomy places the organism in Eukaryota, Viridiplantae, Streptophyta, Magnoliopsida, Poales, Poaceae. The coding region runs from base 109 to 762 and encodes 217 amino acids. Gene Ontology annotation, molecular function: DNA-binding transcription factor activity. The record is from RefSeq and is a predicted model, not a curated record. The transcript has a single exon.
AACCGAUCGAUCGUGUCUAGACAGCCAGCUAGCUCCUUCUUCCAUCGACGUGAUUCAGACCAGGAUUCAGGAAGCAAAUUAAGUUCCAACUUUCACCCAGCAGCCACCAUGGUCGCCGCCAUGCAAUCCCUCUUCGACCCGACCGCGCUCUCCCUCUCCCUCGGCCUCCCCGCCGCGCCGGCGCUCAACAAGGACGACUACCUCGCCAUCUGCCUCGCCGCGCUCGCCCGUACCGGCACCGGCACCGGCCAAGCACAGCAGCAGGUGGAGGCCGCCGGCAAGUGGUGCCCGCGCCCCGCGCCGGCGGAGGACCUCCGCUUCCGCUGCGCGGUCUGCGGCAAGGCCUUCGCCUCCUACCAGGCGCUCGGCGGUCACAAGUCUAGCCACCGCAAGCCACCACCCACCGGGGUAGACCACUACGCCGCCGCUGCGGCCGUCUCCGCGCACGCGUCCGCCUCGGAGGACACGGCGGCGUCGUCCGGCGGGAGCACCAGUGGCCCGCACCGUUGCACCAUCUGCAGGAGGGGCUUCGCCACGGGGCAGGCGCUCGGCGGCCACAAGCGCUGCCACUACUGGGACGGCACCUCCGUGUCCAUGUCCAUGUCCGUUUCACUGUCCGCCUCCGCCUCGGGGUCGUCGGCCGUCAGGAACUUCGACCUCAACCUUCUGCCGGUGCCGGAGAGCGCCGGGAUGAAGAGGUGGACGGAGGAGGAGGAGGUGCAGAGCCCGCUGCCGCCCAAGAAGCUUCGGAUGUCUAAUUAGGAUCGUCU